Fusarium venenatum is the source of this 1302-nucleotide messenger RNA. The record is from RefSeq and is a predicted model, not a curated record. NCBI's taxonomy places the organism in Eukaryota, Fungi, Ascomycota, Sordariomycetes, Hypocreales, Nectriaceae.
AUGAGUGGGAAACUUGCGGAAGAAUUCGCAGCGUUUCAAGUUGCAGAAAAGGGGCAGUUGGCCCGGCUGCAGUGCCUGAGUACUCAACUUCAAGACUUGGUUGGCCGGUAUGAUGACGCGGUCCGUGAUCUUGAGGUUGAAAAGACUGCGAGGCGUUCUUCCCAACAGGACGCAGAAAAGUCGCGCGCCAAAUAUGAAGCAUUACAACAAUCCAUGGAGCACAGUUCAUUUGUUCUAGUUUUAAUCGACGCCGAUGCCGAUUCAUAUAUUUUUCAGUUCAAAGACAAGUACUACGCCGCCGGCGACGGUGGUAAAAAGGCGUCCCUUGAUUUGCGCGAUGGAGUUCGCAGCUUUCUUCAAGUAAACAAGCCAGAAGAGGCCAAUUACCCCAUUUUCAUCAAGGCAUAUGCCAAUGAGCAUGGCUUGUCCCAGUUUCUCGUUGCAUCUGGCAUUAUUAAAGCGCCCCGCGAUCUCGUGGAGUUCGCAAAGGACUUCACGCAGGCAUCCGAGAAUACCGACUUUGUGCUAGUUGGAAGUGGCAAGGAUCGGGCAGAUAAGAAGAUUCAAGGUAAGCGCAACAUCUCCUUUCACUUCUUUGCAACUAGCUUGGCUCACGCAAGGGCAGGUUCUUUCAAGCAAUUUGUCCGAAACCCUACUUGCCGUCAUAUCAUCUUUGGGGCUUGUCAUGAUAAUUCUUAUGUGCGACUGUUAGAGGAUUAUGUCCACGACGAUUCCGUGGUUGAUCGAGUUACUCUUCUUCAUGGUUUUAGCGUUGGGCGAGAAUUCCGUGAUCUGCGAUUUAAAUGUUUCAAGAUGGAAGAUGUUUUCAAAGUCGCGCCGGCGCAGAACCUUGCAGUAACGCCACAGCCACUGGCAUCCGUUUCGACGUCUUCGACCUGGGCGUCUACAGUAGGGUCAAAGGGGGAUGCAAGCUCUAAAAAGUCUAAAGCAGCCAAAACAGUGCGGUUGAACUCUGCCGGACACAGAAUCGAUGACCCUCUUCGAACACCCAAUCAACAAGCUUUAGACAGCUGGAAACACAAGGUUGGCAAGGUCGGCAUGCGAUAUUGUCGGUUGCACCACCUGUCUGGGUCGUGCUCAAACGCUUCCUGUAAGUAUUCCCAUGGUCCAUUAUCGGAGGAGGAAAAGUUGGUUUUUCGACGGGAAGUCCGGAUGGGAGUGUGUAAUGCUGGCUUACAGUGUCGUGAUGUUGCUUGCCUAUACGGUCACAAUUGUUCAUGCAGCAAGACUACAUGCAAGUUCUCCCUAGAAAUGCAUAAAGUUGAUGUUUCUGAGGCUUAA